UGCUAGUACUGAAUUCGAAGUGUAAUUUCUAUUUACAACUUUUUUACUGUAAAACUUUUGUAAUUUGUUUGCUGCUUCUAAAACGUACGCCCUUCCAUUGUUUAUAAAUAAUUGAACUUCUAAUGAGGUAUUAAAGAAAGGACAAGAUGCGGAAAUCUAUAGCAUUUUUUGGAGGAGCUUUGUUUGUCGUGAUGUCUUUAUCAAUUUAUUUGGUGGUGGACCAAUUAUCAAGAAUGCCGAGUUAUGAAAGCGUCAUUGAAGCUCAGGUAUAAAUGUCGACAAUGUCGAGUCUUGGUGAAGGCUGUGUUUCACGAAACACACGUUGCCAGCGCUUAAAAAUCUUUAGAAAUGAUUGAUUUGUCUGAACGAAAUUGUGACAAAGAAAAUAUAAACAAACUGUCAUGAUGAACCAUCUGUGUUCUUUGUCCACAUGACAUUCACACAGCCAGUUCUUGACAGAUGACUUGAUGUGCAUAUUGAGUAGAGCUGCUUUCAUCCGUUCAUGUUCAUAAUCAAUUGAUAUUUGCAUGCCAGUCAGGUAGACAUAAUAAAUAGAAUAGAACCUAAUGUUUCUUCUGGAGAUGAGCUUUGAUGCGCACAAAACUGGCAUAAAACUCUGCACGCUAUUCGGUGCAACACAUGACUGACCAGCAUGACGCAUGCUUCCAUUGAUAGACUAAAUAUGUUUUCAUAAACAAAAGUCGAUGAAUUGAGUUUGUGUUAAUGACGGAACUUUGUUACAAUGCUCCUCCAUAGGUGAACAGAAAGGUAAUUGAACCUUUAAUGAAGAUUGAGAAAGAUAUGGAUCGACUUGAAGAGAAGAUAAAACUAUCGCAGAAAGCUGUCAACCAGUUGCAAGGCGAUUCCUUGAAACUGGAUGACAACACUGUUGCCAAUCAACGAGAAACUGUUCCUGAUGUUGAUGGCGACACUAGUCCAAGAAAAUCAUUCCAGUCUCUUGUGUUUGUUGAUAAAGAAAAUGAUGAUGGAUGUAAAUUCUCUAAGACACCUUCUGGACUGUCUUCCGAUGUUAAGGCAAGUGAAAUGUUUCUGAUGCAUGAUUUUCAGGUCACAAGUAAAGUUGUCUGCAGUUAUAGAGAGAGUAAAAUAACACAGUAGGGUGCAAUCCAAUUUAAUGGGUUAAUAAUUAGUUGCUUAUAUUUGCCAAGAAGUUACAUUUCAUGGCCUGUCUGUGAGCAUCAAAGCAGAUUAAUCUAUUAGCUACUUCAGUGCCAGUAUAAUAGAAAAUAACUCAUGCCUUAGGUAGGCCAGGUGUGAUAAAUAACCUAAACCAAAGACCAGUAACUCAUUGUGCAACAUUGCUACAUGCAUAACAUAAUUCAUUGUAUUUUUAUAUCAUAGAUGUUAGAUGUGUAUGACUUUCUUCCAUUCGAUAACCCAGAUGGAGGGGCCUGGAAACAAGGAUGGAAUGUUCAGCGAGACAAAACUGAACAACACUUGGAUGUCUUCGUUAUCCCUCAUUCACACAAUGAUCCUGGUAUGUACACAUUGAUCCUAGUUUUGUACCUUAGAUAGCCUUCAUUUACUUUAUUAUUUCACUCUGUCCAACACCAGACAAUUUUACUUGUCAAGGGGAGAGCGCUUUCUGGUACUCAAUGGGUUAGUCUUCACCAUAUUAAAUGCUAAUUUGUGCUCUGACCUCAGGUUGGAUAAAAACACUGGAUGUAUACUACCAGGAUCAGACGAGACAUAUUUUAGACAAUGUUGUUGAUGCAUUAGCAUUAGACAAACGAAGGAAAUUUAUCUGGGCAGAAAUGUCAUAUCUUUCAAUGUGGUGGGAAGAUGCUGAUGAAAGACGGAAGAAAUUAUUCAAAGAGUAUGUCAUAAAUCUACACCAUUGUUUUAAAUGGCAUAGUGCCUAGAGAUUUAUCAUAGCGGAUACUAAUUGUUACCCUAACCUGAUUUUUAAGCCUUUCCAUAAAACUAACAACCAUUACUAUAUCUGUAUAGGCAAGUGAAAAAUGGUCAGCUAGAGAUAGUUACUGGUGGUUGGGUAAUGAAUGAUGAAGCAAACACUCAUUACUUUGCUAUGAUUGAUCAACUCAUUGAAGGACAACAGUGGUUGCAAGCAAAUAUAGGUAUACUCAUAACUAUCUCGAAUGUGGCGGUCCAAUGUGUAGGAUGUUUUUAUUGAAAAAGAAAAUCUGCAAAAGAUUAUGAGUGAUUGUCUUGAGAGUUUCUAAUGUCUUUAACUUCAAUUGAUUGUGUUGCUGUAUUUUGAACAGGUGUUAAACCUCGUGCAGGCUGGGCUAUUGAUCCGUUUGGUCACACUCCAACCAUGGCCUACAUUUUAAAGAGAUCAGGUUUUCAUUCAAUGUUGAUUCAAAGGACACAUUAUGCUGUGAAGAAAUAUCUGGCUAGGAGAAAAAAAUUGGAAUUUAUGUGGAGACAAAACUGGGGUAUGAUUUGAAAACUAUUUAGUAUAGGAAAGUGGUUAGUCACAGAUUGAUUGUAAAUUGAAAGUAUGCUAUUUCUUAGACCAUUCUUCAACUACUGAUAUGUUCUGUCAUAUGAUGCCCUUCUACAGUUAUGAUGUACCACACACCUGUGGACCUGAACCUGCGGUAUGUGUUGUACCAGCAUAUUUGAUCACCUGUAAAACAGUAGUUGUGAAAACCUAUGUCAUUUGUUUCUUGUCUUUCCAGAUUUGCUGUCAGUUUGAUUUCCGACGUCUUACUGGAGGUGGUAUAAGUUGUCCUUGGCAUAUACCUCCCGUGAAAAUUGAUAACAAUAACGUGGCUGAAAGGUAGUAUUGUGUUGUUCUGAACCAAUCAGAAUACAAAGAUUGUUUUUCUAACCCUGGCUGUUUUUUAGAGCAGAGAAGCUACUGGAUCAAUACCGAAAGAAGGCAACACUUUAUAAAAGCAAUAUUGUAUUGAUUCCUCUUGGAGAUGACUUCAGAUAUGAAAUGAAGUUUGAAACAACAGAGCAAUUUUCAAACUAUCAGGUUAGUCCCACUUAUUUAUGAAUGUAGUAAGUUCAACAUAAACUACCAAUGCCACAUGUGAAUAUCUGAUCAUAAAAUAAGCACACUGACUUUGAAUUAUCACCAAGAAACUGAUAGUUUUUCUGAAUCUUCUUUAUAGAAAUUGUUUGACUAUAUGAAUUCUCAUCCGGAACUCAAAGUCAAGGUAAGUUUUGCCUCGAUUAACACACAAGAAAAAGUUAAGAAGUGAAAACUAACCAUGUUUUCUGUAGGCUCAGUUUGGUACACUGUCAGAUUACUUUGAUAAACUGUGGAAGAAAACUGGUGCGAAGCCUGGGACCCAACCUUUAGAUUAUCCAACUUUAAGUGGAGACUUCUAUACUUAUGCUGACAGGUUUGUCAAGUUUUGUGUAAUGUAAUGUUAUAUUGGAAUUAUUUAAAUCAUGUCAUUCAUAUAUUACUGUGAUUUAUAUAUAGGGAUGACCAUUACUGGAGUGGAUACUAUACAACUAGACCAUUUUAUAAAAACAUGGAUCGCGUCUUGGAAUCAAGACUUAGGUGACUAACUGUCCUUAACUCUCUUGUUUACAACAUGCUUUACCAGAAUUUCUAAUCUUCGUGUCACUGUUGUGUUUCCACAGAGCUGCAGAGAUUAUUUAUCAUCUUGCUUACUCUCAUGCCCGCAAGGAAGGAGUGCCAUCAUUCCCCUCCAGCAAUUUAUUCCACCUGCUGAUGCAGGCCAGAAGGAACUUGGGACUGUUUCAACAUCAUGAUGGAAUCACAGGGACGGCUAAAGAUCAUGUUGUGGUUGAUUAUGGAUUCAGGUAAGUGACAGGCACAAACUAUUGGAGGUUUGACAAUAAAUUGUGAACAUAAUAGUGACUCAAUUUUGCUGGAAAACUCUUGAAUUUUCUGUUUAGGCUACAUCGUUCUCUUCAAGACACAGCUCGCAUUAUAGAAGAUGCGUCUUAUUUCUUGUUGCAUGAAUCAAGAAACGAUUAUAAACCAAAUGACGAGACAUUGACCAUGGUUCAAUAUGUAAGUACAGCUGAGUCAAAGUGGCGUUCUUCAUCACAAUCUCAUCAUUUCAUUUUGUUUAGGAUGAAGAGAGGAAAGGUCAAGAUGGCUUCCCCACAAGAAGAAUCCUUCCAAUGAAAAACUCUAAACCAAGGUAAGAUCCCAAAACGUCUGAAACACGGAGAGAAUGUCCCCAGUUGUCUACAUGAUCGUCUUGGAAAAAGGUUGGAGUGAUUAAAUUUAGUACUGAAAAUGUUUCGAGUAUAAAUCUUACCUGCGUAUGUGUAAACCUCGACUUUUUCGUUAAGGAAAGUAACGCUGUAUAAUUCUUUGGAGGACGAUCGUGUCCAAGUUGUCAGUGUUUAUGUUUCAACACCAAAAAUCAAGGUAGUUAUAAUGAGAUAUAGUAAUCAAAGCCAAUGAGAGCGUUAUUUACGACCGAUCUCGGGAAUAUCUCCAUUCCCCUACCACAUGAAUCCAGCAGUAAUUUUUUUCACUAGGUUACAAAUUUCAGUGGACAAUUGGUUAAUUUUCAAGUUAGUCCAGUAUUUGAUAAUGAUUUUAACCCGGUACCUGACAGUUACCAGGUGAGUGUGAAGACGAUUGUGCGUUUUUUAACUAAAUUGAUAAUCCAGAAGAAAAACAAAUUAUCAAUGUGCGAGUGGAAAGAAAAUUUUCUUUCUCGUUCAAGGUUCAUUUCGUGGCGCGCAUUCCACCAUUGGGACUGGCAACCUACACCAUUGAAGAAACAUCAAGUGCAAGCUCACUUAGUUCUGUUUCUCUUUAUCACUUUGUGGGCGAUGUCUUUGUAGAGUAUGUAUUAUUCUUUCUUAUCACUUUGUGGGCGAUGUCUUUGUAGAGUAUGUAUUAUUCUUUCUUAUCACUUUGUGGGCGAUGUCUUUGUAGAGUAUGUAUCUUAUCACUUUGUGAGCGAUGUCUCUGCAGAGUAUGUAAUAUUCUUGUUUUUGAGGGGGUUUAGUGUGGGAAUGAGAUGUGCAUUCAUGGAAUUAUGUGCUUUUUCAUAAUUGAUACAACCCUAUCCCUAAUCCUUGUGACGUGAUUUCGGAAAAUGAAAAGUUAUCCAAUUCACGACAUUCUUCACACGAGGUUUUAUCGUUGCUUGCAGUAACUCCUUCACAGUGGAACGUAAGGAUUGGAGUGGAGGAGAUAUCGUCUUGGAAAAUGAUCAACUACAUAUUACAUUUGAUAGUUCACAUGGAAUGAUGACGGUAAGUUUUGCUUAGACUCUGAAUGAUUUCUAACAAUUUAGGGGCCAUUCACAAAGGAUGUCCGAGCCGAGGGGGGGGGGGGGGGGGGGGUUUGGAAAUUCAGGACAAACUCGGACAUAGGGGGGGAGGAGGGGUUUUUAGCAAUCCGGAUGUCCGAAAUUUAAAAAAUUUCAAAAACAAAUUUCUUUUCCCUCUAUUUUGAGCAGUCCUUCCCAUUGUGAAAUUGGUAUUUUGACUAUGCGGUUAACACUAGAUUUUGUUUUAAUUAGUAAUUUAUACGUUUUUGUGUUCACAUUUACAGUUAUAAAAAGUUCUAAAAGUAAAAAAAGUUUUUUAAUCUUGAUAUAUACAAGGUUGCGUGAGUUUUUGCGAGGCAUGGCGGAUGUCCGGGGGGAGGGUCACUAAUUCGGACAAUGCCGGACAAGGGGGGAGGGGGGGGGUCUGAAAAUCCAUCAUUUGGCCGGACAUCCUUUGUGAAUGGCCCCUUAUAAAUUCCUAUUGGCAUCUUCUAUUGUAGAAACUAACAACAGUUCAAGAUGGUAAAACUCUAGACUUGCUCUUGGCUUUCAUGACGUACGGUACUACUCAUACCGCUGACAGGAGUGGAGCUUACUUGUUUUUACCUGAUGGCCCUGCUCAAGUAAGUUUGAAUAUUUGAAAUCAACCAAACACAACAGUUGUUACAAAAGUUGAUAUGGUGGGGAAUGGUAAAUAGAUGAUUAGUAACAUUACGAAUGGUCAUACUUAGUCAUGUCAUUUGUCACUGAAAAGCCGUAAUAGGGAGUGAGCUCAGUUAUCUGUAAUUUUGUAGCUAUUUUGUCGCCGCCUAAAUUACAGUAAACAUUUCAGCAAGUGAACAUUGAGUCCAACUGUAACAAGGUUUAACAUGCUGGCAUCUCUCAUUCAAAGUAUUUUACUCUAUGUUUUUAAUAUUUCUAUCCAGCCACGCAUCGGAUCUCACUGUAAGAUGAUUGUAUUCAAAGGAAAAGUGAUCAAUGAGCUCACUGUAAAACUACCGCUGGUCCAACAUACCGUCAGGCUGUAUAAUAUUCCAGGUAUGGACGUGUUGUAGCCAUGGUGUCCACGGACAACAGCAUCACCCUGCAUUAGUAAUGCUUCUUUAUAUUUGAUGUUUAGGUCCAGAAGGGAUGACAGUGGACAUUGAGAAUGCUGUGGAUAUACGAGAUGAGCGUAACAAGGUAUCGAAAUGUUUUUAAAAUCAUGAAGGAGGUCACGUAGUCUGUCUUCCAUUUUUCUUAGAAAACCGUCUGGGUAACGACACAAGAUUGUGUGUAUCGUUUUGUCACAAGCUAGGCAAGCUUUUCAAUCAAUAAACAUUUCGUUUUAGGAACUUGCUAUGCGAUUUACAACUAAUAUUCAAAACAACGAUGCGUUUUUCACUGACUUAAAUGGAUUCCAGGUAUUAUUCAUGUCGUUUGAUACUAUUUUACUAAUUCUCUUCAAAAUGUUCUUGAUGAGACAUGAUCCUAACCCUUGCUUAAAUUCAAACCCGAGCUCUUUCAACUAUUGUUGUAGAUGCAACUCCACAGGACGUUAACAAAGCUUCCCUUGCAAGCAAACUUCUAUCCAAUGCCUAACUCAGCCAUCAUUCAGGAUAAAACAAAUCGCCUCACUUUACACUCCGCCCAGGCGAAUGGCGUGGCUAGUCUGAAGUCAGGUAAGUUGGUUCCAAAUCUUCUCUGUAAUCAAUUGUAAACAAGUUGUUUUUAUUACCAGCCAACAAAUUGAGAAAGUGACUAAUAUUUUCACGUUAUAUCGUAUAGGUACUCUUGAAGUGAUCCUGGAUAGACGUCUUAGCCAAGAUGAUAACCGUGGCUUAGGUCAGGGUGUUCAGGAUAAUAAACGAACUCCAGCCAACUUCAGACUUUUUGUCGAGAAACUUCAGACUAAAGAAGACCAGGCGUCAGCAGGUGUCCCAUUAACAUAUCAUUCUCUCGCAAGUAACACCAUUUCCCAGCAUCUAUCUCAUCCUAUCUCAGUCUUACAUCACUCACAUACCGACACCUCAACACUUCGGCCCGAGUUUGCGGGUUUAACCCGCGCGCUACCGUGUGAUAUGUUCAUCGUGAACUUGAGAACAAUACAGAAAGGUUUGGAACCUGAGCCCACAGAACAAGCUGCUCUAUUGUUACGUCGUCAUGGUUAUGACUGUUCAUUCCCGUCAUGGUGUAGAACUACAAUGGGAAAGGUGGGUGUCGCUAUAAAUGUUACAAACGCCACCAUACGAACGAAAUACUAAAUCCAUAUUUUUCUUUGCAGAUUCCAUUGAGUACAUUAUUUAAAGAUCUAGACAUUAAUAAUAUUCAAGAAACAUCGCUGACCUUGAUGCAUGACGGUAAGACAGUCGCACGUGACUCAACACUGGACCUCAAACCAAUGGAAAUAUAUACGUAUAAAGUGAAGCUGGAGUAGAGAGAUUUACAAUUGGGAAAAUUUUUUGUAGAUAAAGUGUAGGAAUAUUUAUUGCUGAAGCAAAAGGGGAAAAUUUUCCACGACAGACAAGUUCUAGCUUGAAGGCUAUCAACGGACAUACAACAUCUUCAUUGCUAUGAAGAUGUGUUAAAAAUACACAACGCAAAGUCAGAAAAUAAAUUUUACUCUUUUCUAUUAACUCUUGUUUGAAAGUAGUUUGCUGCGGUUUUUAUCUUUAUAAAUUGUAAAAUUGGGAAAAACCAUUGGGAAAAACCCGUUUAUAUCCAUGGAUGUAGCUAUUGCAAGUUUGCAACUAUGUUUCCUGAGAAUGAUUGUGUCGCACUUUGGAUGUAGCAAAUUUGUAGCGAAAUAUGUGGUCACCAAUUGAUUAACAUUACUAAAACAAUUUUAUAUUGUG
Paramuricea clavata is the source of this 8044-nucleotide messenger RNA. The record is from the annotation of a GenBank genome assembly. Lineage: Eukaryota; Metazoa; Cnidaria; Anthozoa; Malacalcyonacea; Plexauridae.